AUGGCGACCCCGUGGCCCCAGGACGAAAUUUGGCCCACUGAUUACCGAGAGCACGCCACAAAUUUGAGCAAAUAUCUUCAAAAGGCACUGUCAGCCAUCGACAAUGGAGAUGGUCUGCCUGUCGCAUCCCGUGGAGUUCAAGUUGCACUUAUUGGAGCUCUCACCCUCAUCGUCAAAAUGCAGAGCACACCCGAUCUUGGUCACGUUUACGAAGCCGUGAAAAACGGCCAAGCUGAAAUAAAAACCGCAGCAGAAAAUUUAGCGCAACACAUCAACAGCCUCAAAAAUGAUCUCAAUGAAACAAACACCCAAGCUCAACAAACCAUGGAAGAAGUCCAGCGCAGUUCGGAGAUUACGACAGAUGCAAAAGCGGCUGCAAAGGAAGCCACAGAGAUCGGUAAAGCAACGAUGAAAAUGAUCAGAGACAUGAAGCUCGUAAGCCAGCAGAACCAAGCCAACGCCAUGCCUACCUACGCCAACGUGCUGGCGAGGGGAGGGCUAGCGGCAAGCAUGCAUAACCCACAGAACCAGAAAGCGUCACCUGUUCAGACCCUGCGUGAGAUUAUCAUCAACAUCAGAGACCCUGUCACUAUAGCCAACAUCAGAAUGAUGAGCCCACGCAGCCUGAAGUCACAUAUAGACCUCGCAAUCGAGCAAAGCAGCAACGAACACAUAGAGAACAUUAAGGUAGUAUCCUCCAAUCAGCUUAAGAGCGGUGACCUGAGCAUCAAGACGGCCACUACAGCGGACAUGGUGGCGCUUAGACAGAUACUUCAGGAUAACAAGCCCUUUAUACCAAAUGCAGAGAUUAAGUACAUAGGCUGGCUGAUGAGAUCUUCGUCUACCAAAUCAGCAUCUUCGGUCGUGGUUAAGUUCACGAGACCAGAAGAUGCAAAUAAAGUCAUCGAUGAGGGCCUUAUCUGGCAAGGCGAGGUAUUCCAAUGCGAGCUCUAUGACAGACAGUGCCGUGUGAGACAAUGCUUCCAGUGUCACAAAUACGGCCACAUAGGAACCCAGUGCAAAGCAACAAUAACAUGCGGCUACUGUGCGCAAGAUCAUGCCACCCGGGAUUGCCCAACCAAGAGCGACAGGAAUGCCCCGCGAAAAUGCGCGGCCUGCAACGGCCCUUACGAAGCCUGGAACAACCAAUGCCCUACCAGGAAACAGGAGGUGAACAAGGCCAAGGCAGCCUUUAAAUCGAGACCCAGGUACUACUUAGAACUAGAAAGCUUUGUCGCCAGCACCACGACCGGAAUUAGAACAAGGGAUCGGCAAAAUGAAUCAAACCCGAUCGCCAGGACAGGACGACCCACCUUGGAACCAGGCCGGCCACGGGACGCCAACUCGUCCCGGAGUAGAUCGCCGACGAAGAAGCAACAGAAGAGAGCGAAUUGCAGCAACAACCAGGUAACACCUGAUGAUCCCAGAAACGAGAUCGUCGUGAACAUAGGGAGCCAGCGACCUAGAUGA
Molecule: messenger RNA, 1470 nt
Organism: Fusarium odoratissimum NRRL 54006
Lineage: Eukaryota; Fungi; Ascomycota; Sordariomycetes; Hypocreales; Nectriaceae
Exons: 2
Coding region: 1-1470 (489 amino acids)
Molecular function (GO): nucleic acid binding; zinc ion binding
Source: RefSeq, a predicted model, not a curated record